Molecule: messenger RNA, 1589 nt
Organism: Sorex fumeus (smoky shrew)
Lineage: Eukaryota; Metazoa; Chordata; Mammalia; Eulipotyphla; Soricidae
Gene: SIRAL2
Product: family with sequence similarity 118 member A
Exons: 9
Coding region: 80-1153 (357 amino acids)
Source: RefSeq, a predicted model, not a curated record
GGGUACUUGUGUCUGUCCUCUGAGGUUUGGCGCUGAUGCUUGUGUUGUUGCCUGAGGAACAGGAAAUGAGGAUUCCCAGAUGGAUUCUGUGGAAAAGACAGCAAAUCGAAGCGAACAGAAAUCAAGAAAGUUUUUAAAAAGCCUCAUUCGGAAGCAGCCCCAGGAGCUGCUUCUGGUCAUCGGGACGGGAGUGAGCGCGGCAGUGGCCCCUGGGAUCCCCGCCCUGUGCUCCUGGCGCAGCUGCAUUGAGGCGGUCAUCGAGGCGGCAGAGCAGCUGGAGGUGCUGCACCCCGGGGACAUCGCCGAGUUCCGCAGGAAGGUGACCAAGGACCGGGACCUGCUGGUGGUGGCCCACGACCUCAUCCGGAAGAUGUCCCCUCGCACGGGCGACACCAAGCCCAACUUCUUCCAGGACUGCCUGAUGGAGGUGUUCGACAGCCUCGAGCAGCACAUCCAGAACCCGCUGGUGCUGCAGUCCAUCCUGAGCCUGAUGGAGCGCGGCACGCUGGUGCUCACCACCAACUACGACAACCUGCUGGAGCUCUUCGGGCAGCAGCAGAACCGGCCCAUGCAGUCCCUGGACCUCAAGGACAAGACCAAGGUCCUGCAGUGGGCACGCGGGCACGUCCGCUAUGGAGUUCUUCACAUCCACGGCUUGUACACGGACCCCUGCGGCUUGGUCUUGGAUCCCUCGGGCUACAAAGAUGUAACUCAAGACCCAGAAGUCAUGGAGGUCCUGCAGGGCCUGUACCGCACCAAGUCCUUCCUGUUCGUGGGCUGCGGGGAGACGCUCCGCGACCAGAUCUUCCAGGCGCUCUUCCUCUACUCGGUGCCCGACAAGGUGGACCUGGAGCACUACAUGCUGGUGCUCAAGGAGGACGAGGACCACUUCUUCAAGCACCAGGCGGACAUGCUCCUGCAUGGCAUCAAAGUCGUGUCCUACGGGGACUGUUUCGACUAUUUCCCGGGCUACGUGCAGGACCUGGCCACUCAGAUCUGCAGGCAGCGGAGUCCAGAUGCCGAUCGAGUGGACAGCACCACGUUGCUGGGUAACGCCUGUCAGGACUGCGCAAAGAGGAAGUCUGAGGAGAACGGCGUGGAAGGCUCCAAGAAGGCCCGGCAGUCAGCUCCGGAUGACGCUGGAGGGUCUUGAAAUCCCCGAAUCUACCAAUAAAACCUGCCACUUGAAAAACCAGCCUUCUGUAACCGCAGUGCCACACCCAACGAUGAGGAAUGUUCCGAGAACUCCCCACGGGAUCUCCGUUAGACAUCACAGACCCCCAAAGAGCCCUGUGUGCUGUGGCCCUUGGGCCGGGCAGGAGCGUCCCCGUGCGGGCUGCACUGGGGAGGCUGCGCGCACACUUCAGGUACGCCCCGUGCGGACUCAUGCACUGCUACCUCAGGACCACCACGGGGAGGGCGCUGCGCUUCCUGUCCCGCGGACACCCCUCACAGGGCUUCCUGACGAAGCAGGUGAAGACUGUCUAAGCAACAGUAGUUGCCAAAGAAAAUAAGACAUGUUUUACGGUGUCUGUGGAAACCUGUUACGGUAGGGACCAUUUUGAGUGUUUGCUGUUGAAUGAGUCUCC